UUUGGUGUCAGUGCAGUUCUCAUGCGCUCAGGAGUUAGAGACGCAGCACCAGACGAAAAACAAAAAAUUUACAUCCGAAGACUACCACCGCUCUUCAGUUAUUGUCUUGAGUGCUAAUGAGGUUUUUAACGCAGCAUCCAAACUUGGUAAUGAAAUAGUGCCGUUUUGUGACACUGAUUUUGCGCAACUGUUUCCCUCGAUCUGGUGCCAGAUUUUCUGGGGAAUAAAAUAUGAUUCUCGACGUGCUCUGUUCCUGUGAAAUGAUUUGGAUUGCGUCUUGCAUUUUUGGAGGAAUUCAGCACUGAACGCAGUACGACGUUUUCUGGACAACUUUGGUGCCAGUGGACACGGGCAGUCGCGAAAGUCUUUUACUGCCUCGAGAUUGUUGGCUCUAAGCAGGAUGGACCUCAUCGGGCUCUACUUGUUCCAGCUGGCAGUUUUUGGGGUGCUGCGGCUGGUGUCCGGGGGCCGGUGGGACUGUCUGACUGCGGGGGACUCGUGCUCCAGUGAUGAGGCGUGUAGUCCGCGAUUGAGAACACUGAGGCAGUGUGUUGCAGGAGGUGGAAGCGUGAAGCUGGGUCCGGGGGCGCGCAACCACUGCGAGAACGCCGUGACGGCCCUGCUGUCUAGUCCUCUGCACAAAUGCCAGUGCAAACGGGGCAUGAAGAGAGAGAAGAACUGUCUCAGCAUCUACUGGAGCCUCAAGCAGUCCGUGCUGCACGGGCUGAGCUUGGUGGAGAAUUACCCCUAUGAGCCUGUCGAGCGGGGCUUUGAUUAUGUUCGCCUGGCCUCCAUCGCUGCAGAGUCUGAGGUGGGCAUGACAACAGUGAACCGUUGUUUGGAUGCUGCUAAGGCCUGUAAUGUGGAUGAGACGUGUCAGAAACUACGCACAGAGUACGUGUCGGCGUGCAUCGCCCCAUCGGCGCGAGCCGGGCCCUGCAACCGAGCGCGCUGCAGCAAAGCACUCAGAAAGUUCUUCGACCGUGUGCCGCCAGACUACACACACGAGCUGCUCUUCUGUCCAUGCUCUGACACAGCUUGUGCAGAGCGACGACGCCAGACCAUUGUGCCUGUGUGCUCAUAUGAAGAAAGGGAAAAACCCAAUUGCCUGACACAACUUAGAGUUUGUGAGGCCGACUAUGUGUGCAAGUCUCGCUUGGCUCAGUUCGAGCAUGACUGCCAACCCUCCGAGCUUACUGCCAGUGGCUGCCAGCAAGAAAAUUACGGAGCCUGCCUUGUUGCAUACACCGGCCUGAUAGGUAGUAUUAUCACUCCGAACUACCUAGAUAACGCUACAUCAAAUGUGGGACCGUGGUGCUCUUGUGUGGCUAGCGGGAAUUUCCGAGAUCAGUGCAACCACUUCCUCAGCCAUUUCCAUGACAACAAUUGCUUGAAGAAUGCCAUCCUGGCUUUCGGGAACGACACGGACCUGAAAUCUGCGACUAACCAAGCUCCGGGCUCCAACACAAACAUUUACAACCAGAUCUUAGUUACCAGCACCGAGACCACCACUACCACCAUUGGUUCUGGGAUGGAGACUGAGCAGAACAUCCUUCGUCCACAGAUGCCCACACAGAUGAACGAGAGAGACAGACUGUGGGGUGACUCCACGCUUCCGUCCCCUGAUCUCUAUGACACCGGUCCUGCAGUGUCCCACCCGGCCAUGGUAAUGUGGCUCCUCCCCUUCCUGCUCCUGGCUCUCUAACUUUAAAACCAGCUGAUCAAUCAAAGCACCACAGAACUGGGACAGCGUGCGUGUAUUCAUGAGUUUCGACUUCCGCAUCACAAUAACUUGUUCGACGAGGACGCAAAAAACUACCAAACUCUCUAAAUAUAUGAAACCCUGCUCCAUUCCUUAAUGCCACAUAGUGAUUCAUUGUCAUGUUCACAAUGACUGAUUUCAAGGGUUUAAAUAAUUGUGUGUCUCUUUCGCUCUUAAUUUGAACUGAAGUUGGUGCUGUAUAAGAUAAAACCCCUUCUCUUCAAAGCGAGCGACUACCUUUCAGUCGACAGGUGGCUGAGUCAUGCCAAAAAAAAAAAAAAAAAAAAAAAAAAUCCUAACAAUUUCCUACCUGUUCAUCAUCCAUAAUUUAAUAUCUAUUUUUCCCCAGCUCUCUCAAAUGUACGGUAUUGGUACGUGUGCUGUAUAUUCACCUGGAUAGAAGUGUUUUGUGAUGUUUGCUUGAAGAAGCACAAGAACAAGCAGUAAGAGAAAGGAAACUGAUGUAAUGCGCUAAAAGUGUCUGCGAUGAGAGCUCUUUCAGUGGGUUACAGAGACGGUCUUUAUUUUUGUAAUGUGCCUGUAUUGUUUAGACGUAGGCUGUUUAUCAUAGCAGUCUUGGAACGCACAGUUUGCUAAAAAUGCCACCGAUAUGAAGAGCAGAAGAGCUUAUAUAUCUUCAGUUCUUGUAUACUUCACCUGUGAAUAUGGGUUAUCUGAAAUACUGCAUCAAACUGCUUAUUGCAAAAGGAAAAAGAAGCACAAAACACCCUGUAAAAAAACAACCUUCCUCUUCAUGUGAAUUGAAGCAGCUUAAUCCCAUCUCCUUACUCACUGUUCGUCUCCGCCAAUCAAAACGAGCACAACGAGAGUCUGUUGAUUCUCUCCAGUGACUGACAGCAGUUUUCUGCAUCCCCAUCCUAUGAGCACUUGGCAUCUGCAGUUGUGUUGCUUUUUUAUUCUCAAGUGUCCUGUGAUGACAAAUAAGGUGAGUGAAAAGUAAAUGCAUUGACUUCUAACAAGCUUCAGAGACUAUUGACCUAUCAAUGACCUGCAUCACAAAACAGGGCAAAGCAUUUCUGUUCAGAUGGGUGGAAACUGUGGAUUUUACUUGUUAUUUCCUGAAAAAUAAACCUGCCAGAUACAGAUGUACAGAAUAAUGCUUGUGUGUCCAAAUAUGUACAUGAAGUAAGGGCAUGUUUGUUAUGCAUUGAUUUUAUUGGGAAAAAACCUGAGCAAUCAUUUUUUAAUAUGGUAAAAUAUGAUAACUGAAAAUAGUUAUAUGGAAAGUAGCUAUGAGAAGAUUCUUUAAUAUUUAUAUGUAUUUUUGUUUGCCCUACAGAAGAAAGUCAUACAUGUUUGAUUUGGAAUAAAUACUGAUCUUAUUCUUAAAAAUAGCUGAAAUCAUUACCAAAUUAGCUAAAGGUUGCAUUAAGUAUUAGAAGGGCUUUAUGAACGACUGAUGUUGUAAUUCUUCCAGUUCUGUGGAUGUAGAUCGUGUGCCGGCCUGCCGAUCAGCUCAAGCUGAGGGGGUAAUGAGUAACUGAGGGAGUCAAGUUGUCACCUAUGUGCAUUGUCUUGGUCAGCACUUACAUCUACACUGCCCUUCAGACUAACAACACCCAACAAAAUAAAAU
This is a messenger RNA of Carassius gibelio (silver crucian carp), 3357 nucleotides long. Its product is annotated as GDNF family receptor alpha-4-like. Bases 401 to 1705 code for a protein of 434 amino acids. Gene Ontology annotation, molecular function: signaling receptor activity. Lineage: Eukaryota; Metazoa; Chordata; Actinopteri; Cypriniformes; Cyprinidae. Gene Ontology annotation, biological process: nervous system development. The record is from RefSeq and is a predicted model, not a curated record. The transcript has 8 exons. Gene Ontology annotation, cellular component: signaling receptor complex; external side of plasma membrane.